CCCUGUCGGCGGAGGGCUUGCGGUCCCGCGCUCAGGCGCUGCUCUCGGCUGAGAAGAAGCGUCGAAAGCGAGCGUCACCAGCGCUGGUAUGAGAGCAUUAAGCUCCGAGGUACAUUGACGGCAUGCCAUUACUCCAUCGCAUGCUGGCCGUAGCUUUUGUUCAGAUCCUCCUAGUUUCAGGCAACUGGAUUUUAGCCAAGAACAUCAACUUCUAUAAUGUAGAAGUAGACCCUACUCCAUUUCCAAGCAGCUUCAAAUGCUUUACUUGUGACAAUGUUAUUGACAAUUUCAACUGUAACAGAUGGGCUGAAGAUAAGUGGUGUCCUCAGAACACUCAGUACUGUUUAACAAUCCAUCACUUUACUAGUCAUGGAAGGAGCCUCUCUGUUACCAAGCAAUGUGCUACCAGGGAAGAAUGCCAUUUUGUUGGCUGCCAUCACCACAGAGAAACUAGUCAUACAGAAUGCGUUUCCUGCUGUGAAGGGAUGAUCUGCAAUGUAGAUGUACCCACAAAUCACACAAAUGCUGUUUUUGUGGUACUGCAUGCCCGGAAGACAUCAGGAGGUAGCAGACAAACCAUUAGCAUCUCCUUGCUGGUCAUACUCAUCAUAGUUUUCAGGUUAUGACAUGACUCUCCUCAGGCAGAAGGAAUUUGUUGUUUGGAGUUACAUGAAGACAAUCUGUGAUGAAGAAGGAGUUCUAAGAAGUCUGUUGUAUGGAUAAAAGCACUUCUGGGUAUUUGAAGACUGCUGAUCAUAACAUGGUAAUAAAGAUACUUACAGAUAUUGGUGCCAAGAAAACCAAGCACAAUAGCCAAAUAUUAUGUCAACUUGACUAGUUACCAGAAAUGUCAGAAUUCUUUAUGUGGAACAUAGAACAAUUUGUGCCUUGGCAUGUUAUUGUAGCAAGUUAUUACUGUACAAUUUUGAAGUAUUAAAAUUGUUCCUCACCUGAAAUGUUUUUGGAAGUGGUGAUACCAUAUUCUUAUUUCAUAUCAAAAUUCUUCCUAGUUUUGAGAGGUCCCUACCUACCUGCAAUCCUGACUCAUAUCUGAUGCUGUUCCAACUUUUUGCUGUCCCUACUAUGGGGUCCUUUAUUCUGAAUACUACAGUAGCCACUGUAGCAGCAUCGUCAAAUUGAGGGAGAAAGAGAUGGAAAUUGUAUGAUUUGUUAAUAGUCCAUUUUGGGUAUGGAGACAUCAGCAUGUAUCUGACUAUGCAAGUUUGGAUUGACUCAAUGAGUAAAUAAUUACUAGGAGUUCUUCAAACAGAUAGAACAGUUAGCUCCACACCUCAAAUAUCCAUAACAAGACUGCCUUUUCUCUACAUUGCCCUUGCUGGCCAUGAUUUCCAAACACUAUCAUUAUGGUGGGAUUACCUCUUUGUGAGGAGUUGCACUUAUGCUGGAGGACUGGGGAAUUAUCAAAACUAUCUAGGGAAGUAGAGAGUUCAGAACAACUAAUCAGUUUGCUCCACACUGAGAAAUAUGAACAGAAAAGAGUUAUGAUAGGUAAACAUAGAGUACUGGGCUUCCAACUCUGCUUGAAGUUCACAACAUUCAAAAACUUGUUUUCUAAGUGAUCCAGGAUAAGCUAAUGUGAAUCACCCUUGAGUUGUAGUUCAGUCUGUGGGGGAAGCAACAUGUGUGAAACAGAUUUCAAAGGUCAUGGAAUUUAACACUCUGUUCUGUUAAAUCUUGAAACUGUACAAAAAACAAGUGAGAUUUUUACUGCAGUGUGCUGAAUCCAUUUUAAAUAAC
Pseudonaja textilis is the source of this 1758-nucleotide messenger RNA. It is a transcript of the gene LYPD6B, whose product is annotated as LY6/PLAUR domain containing 6B. Gene Ontology annotation, molecular function: acetylcholine receptor regulator activity. The record is from RefSeq and is a predicted model, not a curated record. NCBI's taxonomy places the organism in Eukaryota, Metazoa, Chordata, Lepidosauria, Squamata, Elapidae.